ACCGAUGCUUUCGUCAAACGAGAUGUCUCAUCACCUUCACCAGAUCCUAUAGAGGCCUUCAAAAGGAACAUGGAUUCGUUAAAGAACUGUAUUGACACAAGUUUUGCCCAAGCCCUUAGAGAUGUCAACGUGGAGAAGAAAUUGCAGCCUGUUUUUAAUGUUUUUGGAGAUCAGCUUAACAGAUUGUUUUAA
Messenger RNA from Arctia plantaginis, 192 nucleotides. NCBI's taxonomy places the organism in Eukaryota, Metazoa, Arthropoda, Insecta, Lepidoptera, Erebidae. The record is from the annotation of a GenBank genome assembly.